Molecule: messenger RNA, 4327 nt
Organism: Aspergillus campestris IBT 28561
Lineage: Eukaryota; Fungi; Ascomycota; Eurotiomycetes; Eurotiales; Aspergillaceae
Product: WD repeat protein
Exons: 7
Coding region: 86-4111 (1341 amino acids)
Biological process (GO): vacuolar acidification
Cellular component (GO): RAVE complex
Molecular function (GO): protein binding
Source: RefSeq, a predicted model, not a curated record
CUUUACUGUCUUCCUGCCUCCUGCCUGGCAAUGGUGUAAAUCCCCCCUUGAGCGCAGUUGAUCGACUUGACAACAACCCGCCUCUAUGCGAGCGGUACUUCCGGGGCGCCCCCCACCCAAGCUCCAAUCCUUCACCACCGCGCUGUGGGACGGUCUCCGCGUUGUCGCGUAUAUCUCCGGGAAUGCACUGGUGAUCCUCGGCGGUCCACACAAACUCCUGCAGACAAUCUACAUUGACGAUGCCGAUGCCUUGGAGGCGGUGACCAUUGAUGAGGCCUCCGGCAAGAUCGCGGCGUGUGGUGGUCCGGAUGUCUUUGUAUACCAGCCGUAUGGGAUCAAGGGCGAGACGUUGAAGUGGUCGCUCGCCUAUACCCUCCGAUCCGACAAUGACGACGAAACGAUUCGGACGCUAUCCUGGGGCUCGCCCCAGGAGCUGCUCCUGGGCAAUUCGCACUUGACCCUGUGGUUUCUGAACGACGACCCCCGCAUAGUCUGGAAGCGCGACCUCGCCUCCCCCGUCAAAUUCGCCCAGUUCUCCCCCGAUGCGGCCCUCGUCGUGACCACGGGGCAAUAUGACCGUCUGGUGAAGGUGUGGCGACGGCUGUCGUUUGGGGCCGAUGACGUGCGGUUUGAGGUCUCCUAUCUGCCGCAUCCCGCCGUCGUGACCGGGAUGCAUUGGCGGAAACCCCUCCACCGCGAGCAGUCCAUGGAGAACGUCUUCUAUACCUGGUGUGCCGAUAACAAGAUCCGAGUGUGGGCGACGGUGGACCAUCAUACCCCGUCCGCGCUGCAGCUGUGGACGCUGAUCGAUAUGGGCGCGUCGGUGCAACCGCGACAUACGGACGAGACGAGCAUGACCCGCCGAUACGGAUUCGUGGUCGACAGCCGAGACUUUUGCGUGGCAACCGAACAAGCCGUCCAGCGGCGCUCCGGCAACCACGGGAACCAUACGUUGGAGCAUAUCAUCGAGGUCGCCAAGAGGAGUCCCGAGAUCUGCGUGGUGCUCGACGGUCAGGGUCAUAUGUCGGCGUGGGCAAUGGAGGAUGUCGGCAGCAAGACCAAGGCGGACUUGAAGACGUUUAACGUCCUACACGUGGAGGGCUUGGAUUUGGCGUUCAUGCCGGGCCGCUCCGCGGAGGAGGACUACGCCCAGGUGUGCGCGUUCCACAGCACCCAUGCGGACGACUCGCUCAGUAUACUGGUUCACCACUUCGACGGCCGGAUUGAGUGGUUCGAUUCCCGGGUGGAUGUCUUAUUCGAUCCGGCUCCGCGGAAGCACCGGAUCUCGAUGAAAGCGUCCUGGACGGGCCACAACGGUCCGGUCAAGAAGAUCGUUCGCAAUGCCAUCGGGGAUACCCUGGCCUCGCGCACCAGCGACAACAAGGCGCUCAUAUGGCGGCAGACGCGGCGACACGGCGUGCCGGUGCUUCUCCGCCAGAGCACAUUAUACUCGGACGAGCACAUCCAUCGCAGCUGCGUCGUCGAAAGCGGCGAUUUUCUGGUCAACCUUCAUCGUAACGGGAUCUCGGUUUGGGACAUCCGCUCGUUCCAUGCGCAGAAGAUCGCCGCGACAACGUUCCAGCUGUCUAGCAAACCGCUCUGCGUUCUCCCCGUCCCCUCCACGGAGAAGGCCUCCGAGGUAGUGUACGUCGCCACCAUCGGGUCAGAUUUAAAUGGCUUCGUCUGGGAAAUCCGGCUGCCAACCGCAACACACGAAGCCAACGGUGCGACCCCCGAACCCCGGUGUUCGUUGGAGAAAUUCUGCUCCUUCAGCUUAGACAUCCAAGAAGACAUCUCGUACAUUCUCCCCGUGGACCCGGCCGGACCUGCCACGGAGACGUCGGGAUUCUUUGACCUGUUUUCCCCGGAUAUUGCGCUGUCGUACACGAAGAGUGGAACGGUCCACACGUGGACGGCGAAAGUGGACAAGAAGAAACGCCGAGUGGACUGGUUGCUGACGUCGACGAUCGAGACGGGGAUCACGAAUCUGUCACUGGCGAGCGGAAGCUCCAUCAAAAAGGCCGCCCUCGUGGAUGAGGAUCGCACGCAUCUAACGAUUUGGGACACGAGCGGCGCUCAGCUGGAAUUUGAGGAGCAAUUCUCCCAGCACGAUAUCAUCCGGGAUCUCGACUGGACGUCCACCCCGGAUCGGCAGUCGGUCCUUGCGGUCGGAUUUCCCCACAAGGUCAUCCUACUGUCACAGCUCCGGUACGAUUACCUGGAUGCGCACCCUUCAUGGACCCAGAUUCGGGAAAUCUGGAUCCGAGACCUCACGCCCCAUCCCAUUGGCGAUUCCUGCUGGCUCAGCGGUGGGCACCUGGCUAUCGGAGCGGGCAAUCAGCUGUUCGUGUAUGGCAACGAGAUUGAUGCGACGGAUCGGUUGAUCACGCAUCUUCGGUUCCCGUCCCGAGGGUCGUCGACGGUAGAUCUUUUUGAGGUCGUGAGCCGGCUGAAUGGCCCGCUGCCGGUUUUCCAUCCCCAGUUCUUGGCGCAGUAUAUCCUGAGUGGGAAGACCGGUCUUGUGCAUUCUGUUUUGAUGAAUCUGCUCCGGAAGCUGAAAUUCUAUACGGAAGGUGACGACAUUGAUGGCUUCUUGGAGAUGCCAUUGGAACGAUUUUACUUGGAUAGUGAUUCUCCGCCAAAAGCUUCGUCGAAAGACCUGAACUCGUCCUUCGGCGAUCUCUCUAUGGAGGAUGAGCCUAGUGUCGUGGAUGAGAAUUCCGCCGCGACGCUCACGGAGUACCUAUCUCGGUUCGCACUGCCGCAGCUCUCCAGCCAGGAGCAGUUCCGACUGGUCGAUACGGUUGAGUGCGUUGCCACCGUCGAAAAGCACAGACGGUCGAUGGAUGACAAUGCCGCUCGCUAUCUUUUGUUCUUCCGGCAACACAUGCUGCGGAGGACGCAGGGUGUUGCGAACAAAGAUACCGUCUCGUGGAGGGAGAUUGUAUGGGCAUUCCAUAGCGGGAGCCAGGACAUCCUCGUUGACCUCGUGUCCCGGCAAUUUGGUGGCAAGCUACUCUGGAAGUCGGCUCGGGAGAGCGGAAUGCUCAUGUGGCUGUCGAGUCCUACUGCUAUCCGAGCGCAACUCGAGAUUAUAGCACGAAACGAGUAUACGAAGACAGACGAGAAGAACCCCGUUGACUGUUCUCUGUUCUACUUGGCACUCCGGAAGAAAAAUAUUCUACAAGGACUCUGGCGCAUGGCGCACUGGAAUCGGGAGCAAGGGGCUACGCAACGGCUGUUGGCGAACGAUUUCCAGGAUCCACGGUGGAAAACCUCUGCCUUGAAAAAUGCAUAUGCUCUGCUCGGGAGGAGGAGAUUUGAGUACGCGGCUGCAUUCUUUCUGCUCGCAGACCACUUGCGCGACGCCGCGAUGGUGUGUCUCAACCAGGUCGGCGACGUCCAGCUUGCUAUCGCCAUCACACGUGCGUACGAGGGAGACGAUGGGCCGGUGCUAAAAGAAAUUCUGGAAGAGAGGGUGAUUCCGGAGGCGGCAUCAGACGGCAACCGGUGGAUGGCGUCGUGGGCGUUUUGGUUACUGGGUCGACGUGAUAUGGCUGUACGAUCACUGAUCUCUUCUAUCGAGACCCUCAUCCCAUCAACCCCAGCAUCCCCAGCAUCAGCCGGCACGAUCCCGCUACAAGCAAAGUCCUACCUCUCCAACGACCCAGCACUAGUAGUCCUAUACAAACAAAUCCGCGAAAAGACCCUCCAAACCCUUAAAGGCGCCUCCAAAGUCUCCGCCCAAGCCGAAUGGAACUUCAUCAUCCGCAACGCCCGCCUCUACGACCGCAUGGGCUGCGACCUCCUCGCCCUAGACCUAGUCCGCCACUGGGAAUUCCUCAGCGGGCCCCCAACCAUCCCACACCCGCCCACAAAGCCAUCACCCAUCCUGCACCACGACGCCAACGGCAUCGACUACAGCAAGAUGCUCCGCCGACGGAGCAGUCUCGUAGUGGCAGACAUGCCCAUCAAGCCGAGCUUCCCGCAGGGACUAGAAGCCGAAGCCGUGGACACCGAGGAGGCGCCGCAGGAACCGAAGCCGAAGCCGCCGCCGACGACGUUCCAUGAGCCGGAUGCGAAUUCGCUGCUUGAUAGUUUUGGGUUCUAGUCUUUCCCCCUCCUCUUCUUUUCCUGUCCCUUGCUCUGUCUAUCAUGUGUGGUUUGGCUGCAGGCGUUGUUGGUGGUGGCUAGUGAUGAUUGAGAGUUUAGCGACCUUUUUCUACUAUUUGUUUGAUAUUCGACUUGUUACUGUUAGGUACACAAGGUGUGACCUUUUUCGAGUGUGGGAUGUGGUGUGAUGUAUAUGUAGUGAGGAUAGGACGGU